AUGGAUCAGUUUCCCUGGUCGUCGUAUAGUCAACUCUACAGCUUUAAACAUUCUCAAGACCUUAGGAUCACAAGGUUCCAGGUUGGGAAGCUUCUAUAUUUGACAUUAACUAGGCCUGAUAUUGCCUAUACAGUGCAGACUUUAAGCCACUUUACGCAAGCCCCUAAAAGGUCUCACUUGGAGGCAGCACAUAGGUUGGUGAGAUAUUUGAAGAAUGAACCGAGAUUAGGCAUUCUUUUGAGUGCAGAUGGUGAUAUGACUUUAAGAGCAUACUAUGAUGCAGACUGUGCAAGUUGCCCAAACUCAAAAAAGUCAGUAACAUGCUACUUAGUAAAGCUUGGAGAAUCUCUUGUCUCAUGGAAGUCAAAAAAGCAGAAUACAGUGGCAAGGAGUUCAGCAAAAUCAAAAUAUAGAAGUAUGGCACUAACAAUCUCUGAAUUGAUCUGGUUGCUGAGAGUUUUCAAGGAACUGGGAGUUGAUUUAUCCACUCCAAUUCAGUAG
Molecule: messenger RNA, 501 nt
Organism: Nicotiana tabacum (common tobacco)
Lineage: Eukaryota; Viridiplantae; Streptophyta; Magnoliopsida; Solanales; Solanaceae
Product: secreted RxLR effector protein 161-like
Source: RefSeq, a predicted model, not a curated record